Molecule: messenger RNA, 3165 nt
Organism: Brachypodium distachyon (stiff brome)
Lineage: Eukaryota; Viridiplantae; Streptophyta; Magnoliopsida; Poales; Poaceae
Exons: 7
Coding region: 286-2082 (598 amino acids)
Source: RefSeq, a predicted model, not a curated record
CAGCCAGCCCUGCCCUGCGUGUGCUGUGGCGUGGUGACCACCACCGCGCGCGAUUCAUUUCCGCCACCUCCCUCCCCUCGUCCUCGUCCCCCGCCCGCAUUAAACGCCACCCCACGCACGCGCUCCGCGCCAUCCCCCGCACGCACCGCACCCGCCAUUCUUUAAUACCCCCGCCGCUCGCUCGAGCGCGCUUAUUGUCGACCUCUCCAGUACUCUCCCUCCUCCUCCCUGCCGCGCCGUGCCGUUUUUCCGCUGGCACCAGCGACUGCUGGCUGCUUCGUAUUGAUGAGGGUUGGUGGCGACGAGGAGGCCGGGCUAGCGUCCCGCGGCGGCGUUGGCGGCGGCGGCGGCGGCGAGGGGGUGGUGAUGAGGAGAGGGGCGGAUGUGGCGGAGGAGGGAGGUGGUGGAUGCUCGACGUCUCGCGGUGAUCCGGCUUUGCCAAGCUUCGUGCGAUUGGGUGGUGGACCGGGCACAGAUCUGGAGCCUCGUGGGCUGCCCACCACCUCCUCCUCUUCCGACGGUUCACCAGCUUCUACAGGGUCAGGUGAGGACGACCACAACGACGGGGCACUUGGAGGGGCGAAGGGAGAGAGGUGGAUACAGCGCCCCGGGCUGAACAAGAAUCCAGUCCUCCGUUCUACUGGAGAAUGCCAAGCCCAGCGGCAUCCAUUGGGGGCUGUUCUUUUCCAAGGUAGAAAGGACCGGAAGCAGCGCCCAGUGUCGCUUGAUUUUGGCUGUCCGGGUGUUGACAGAUCCUCGACGCAUUCCCCGGGUUUCUUUGUCAGUGGUGUGGGGGUGAUGAACAAGGGAUUGGGUGUGUCACCACAGAAUAGAUCAGGGGUGUUAACUAGCCCAGGGACACCAGGCUACAGCCGGCGUGGCACGACGGUUGUUGGGUACCAGCAGGGGUGGAGUUCUGAGAGAGUGCCCCUGCCUUCAGACGGUCACAGAAGGCAUCCGGGUAGCAGUAUCGCAUUGCCUUACAACAAUGGGAGAGUAUUGCCCUCGAAAUGGGAAGACGCUGAGAGGUGGAUCUUCAGUCCGAAUCCCAGCGAUGUACCUGGGAGGACUUCAAUGCUACAACCUCGACGACCAAAGUCCAAAAGUGGACCACUUGGACCUCCUGGAAGAUUUGGUGCACCGUACUCGUCUGUUUCAUCAUCGGCUUCAUUACUUGACAGCGUGGGAGUUGGAAGUCAAGCGAUUAACACACCUUUCUUGUCUGGGGUCUUGUUACCAGAGCAUGUUUGUGGGGGCAGUAGCCACACUGGAAUUGAUAUAGGAGGAGCAUCUGGCGAGGAUAGCAGCAAUGGCCGUGGUGGCAGGUCAGUGAAUGGUGGCCAUUCAGCUGUCUGGUCUACCGGGGUUCGCCAUCUGUUGUACAGUUCAGUUCAGUCAUCUCAAUCAUUGUCUUCUUCUGAGGAAUUUAGUCAAGAUGAACAGGUUGAAGUUACAAAAGACUUGGCCACUAGCAAUACCCCUGUAAUUUCGAGGAAGGAUGUGGCAACGCAAACUAGCCCUGACCUUAGCAGAUCCUCUUCUCCCAACAUGAGGCCCUCCUUUUCUCGUUCACUAUCAGUACAACAAGUCAAGGAGCUGGAGAGCUGUUUCUCUAAGCUUGAAAUCAAAGAUGUAGAGAUGGAUGAUCGAGUGACUCUGACCAGGUGGUCCAAGAAACAUGUUUCACGGAGCUCUGACAAGAACUCAACAAAUAUCAUAGAGUGGAAGAGAAAGACAAUGGAAUCUAAAUCUUCAACCUGGGAAUUAACAGAAACUGCAAAGUGUAUUGCAAAGAUUGAGGGGGAGGAAGCAAAAAUGACUGCUUGGGAGAAUAUGCAGAAAGCAAAAGCAGAGGCGGCAAUACAGAAGCUUGUGAUCAAACUUGAAAAGAAACGAUCAUACUCGCUGGAGAGGAUUUUCAACACCUUCAGGUCAGCUCAUAGGAAAACACAAGUGGUGGGCAGUACAACAACCGCAAAUCAUGACCAGCAGAUCUCCAGGAGUGUCAAAAGGACAUCACACCUCAGCAAGAAUGGCCAAAUGAGUUCGCUGAGUGGAUGUUUCACUUGCCAUGCUUUCUAGUGCGGUAGUUAAAUAAUCAAGUAAGAUUUCAAAAUUUAUUGUUGAUAGAUUGCAUAUGAUUGGCAGCAAUAAUUACUCAAAGUUAUCUUCUUGAUAUGUUGUUCAUAGAUACGGAGUAGCAUAUCUUCAAGUUCAUAAUAUGAGUCAUGACCUCCAAAAGUAAACUAAAGCUGUUUGUACUUCAUGCGUUAGUUUACUGGUAACAACAAGAAACAGCGAUCAUAGAAUUUAGCAGCAAAUCUGAUUUUUAUUAUUUUGGGCUGAACCUUCAUACAGACCUAGCGGUACUUUUACUCUCUUUGUUGCACUUAACCUGCAUAAAAUUGCAACAAAUGCUUGCCAAACUUUACAAAGUGAUCUGAAGUAUUUCUUCUCUUACAGUUGAAAUUUCUUAAGAGGUACACACACCAACUUACAGAAUUAAUCGAUUUAUAGCCAUGUACCUUUGAUCUAUGUGUGCUUAACUCGUAAAGACUGCACUGUUUUCAGGCACUAUUAUUAUUGAAACUAAAGGGUGGAAAUCAGAGGUGAGUUUGUACAGAACUAUGGACAAUCGCCAAGUACGAACGGACUGGAUCCUUCGAAGUUUUCAACCAAUGGUCUGUCUGCAACGGGGGUCAUAUUCUCGCAUUUCAUUUGGUGUUAAUUCUGCCAGGGAAACAACAUAAAGUAGAAGCAGAAGGAAUGCAACCCUUGUGAAUGGUGAUUUACUGUUAUCUCAGCGCAUAUAGUAAUAAGAUCCCUUUCUGCUUAUGGUCUUUGAGGUGCCUUUGGUGACUCUUUUAUAAAUUAGAAACUACAGAACUUCGCAUGGCAUUCCAGUCCGAGUGCAAGGGUUGUCACUAGAACAGUGUUUCCCGUCAAAAAACUAGAACACAGUGUUCUCUUGUGCUUAACCCCAAACGCCGUCUGGAUCAUGAGAUGAUGUAUAAAGAAACCUUGCAUGUUUUUAUUUUAUUUGGCACAUCGAGCAUGUUCCUACAAUCCUACUGCUGUUGAUAAUAUCAGCGAUUUUAUCCUUUGAUAACUUUGUAACUGCCACUAAAUAUUUCACUCGUCUAUAGGGACUGCUUGUUAUACUCA